Messenger RNA from Toxorhynchites rutilus septentrionalis, 1332 nucleotides. Its product is annotated as farnesol dehydrogenase-like. The record is from RefSeq and is a predicted model, not a curated record. The coding region runs from base 14 to 766 and encodes 250 amino acids. Lineage: Eukaryota; Metazoa; Arthropoda; Insecta; Diptera; Culicidae. The transcript is spliced from 2 exons.
AACGCCGAGAGCGAUGGAACGUUGGCAAAAUAAAGUGGCAAUCGUAACAGGAGCCAGCUCUGGAAUCGGAGCCAGCAUCGCAAAGACUCUUGCCCAGGCGGGAAUGGUCACAAUUGGACUGGCAAGAAGAAUCGAUCGGGUGGAAGCCUUGAAGAAAACCCUAUCAGACGACAUUGCUGCCAGGUUUUAUGCAUUACAGUGCGACGUCUCUAAGGAGGAAGACAUUUUGGUGGCGUUCAAAUUCGUAGAGGAAAAGUUCGGCGGGGUUCACGUAUUGGUGAACAAUGCCGGAACGUAUCAACAGGUGGACCUACUAGGUGUCGGAAAUAGCGAGGCCCUGAGGCAAACUCUGGACACUAACGUGCUGGGGUUGGUCCUGUGCAGUCGGGAGGCAUUUCAGUCCAUGAGUAAACGAUCGGUAGCCGGUCACAUCAUAAAUAUAAACAGUAUCGAAGGCCAUAAGGUACCGUUCUAUCCGAAAGCGAACUUAUAUCCAGCCAGCAAGCAUGCCGUAACGGCCAUAACCGAAACGAUCAGAAAUGAAUUGAGAGCGGAAGGUACGAAGAUCAAAGUUACGAGCAUAAGCCCUGGCUUCGUGCGGACCGAAAUGGCAGAUCAAUGUGAAACGUACAGCAAUGUGGAAGUCAGAACAAUGCCAAUGUUGGAACCGCAGGAUAUAGCGGAAGCGGUAAUCUAUGUUCUGAACACACCACCCCAUGUUCAAGUUCAUGAGCUAACUAUCAAACCGGUCGGAGAGCAUGUCUAAAUAUUUGGAUUGAGCUAAAAUUUCUUUCAUUUUACCAAUUGUGUAUUUUUAAUGAAAAAUCUGGUUUCACAUGCAAUCAGGUUUUUUUACAUUAACAAAACACGUUUGAUUCGAAACAAUGGAUAUCGGAAGCUUUCUUUUUCACAUUUUUCAGGGAAUACAUGAAUAUAUACGACAAAAAUAAAUUUAUUUUUUGAGUCAAACCAGUCAUUUUCGUAACAAUUGAAGUGCUGCUAAGUGAGUGCGUGUUCCAUCGGUGAAAACAAAUGGUAAUCGGAAGUUGAUCCAAACUGACUGGCUCAACCGUUCCCCUGGAAGGUUUUGCUAACUGCGACGUGGCAUUGUGAUCAAUAAAAAUCACUUUGUGUUGCCUUUUUUUCCUUUAAACCGUCGGGAAACGGUAGAUUGGUAAUCUUCUGAUUGUUGUGUGAGUUGUUGCUAAGUUUUCUCAUUGUCUUCGUCUAAUAAAGUUCCAUCAACAUUCAACGCAAAUCGUAAGCGAACUUUUUGGUUCAUAGCAACAACAAAAUCAAUUGUGUCCGCAGAUCGUAGUUCGCAUGCAGAAA